AUGCCUGCAAACGAUUACAAGCAUAUUAUCCUUGAGCUUAAUUAUUGCUUAUAUUUAAGUUUAACAGGUACAACACUACUCAGAGAUGAUUGUAUAGUAGCUCUUAAUCCUCGGAAUAAAGAACAUCAGCAAUCUAAUCUUUGUUUUAGAAUUAGAAUAGAAACUAUAGAGGAUUUAAAGGAUUUGUUUGAUGAAACAACUAAAAUAUUUUAUACUCUAUCCUUAGAGCCAAGAUAUUUUAUUGAUGAACUAUCCAGACCUCCUUUGGAAGAUAUUUGUAAUGAAUUUUCAAAAUUAUAUCAUACAAAAGUAGAGAUAGAUACAGAUGUGAUUAUGUCCUGGGAUUACCAUAAUCAAGAACAGCAAACGGUAAUAAUAAGAAAUGCAACCAUGAUCGAAUUCAAAACGGCAACUAUGCAUCAAUUAGAAAAUCUGACAGAGAUAUUUGCAGCAGCGUAUAACUACAGUGGUGAUAUCGAUUGGCUUCGUUAUAAACUAAAGACACAGCUUGCAGAUCCAGACACAUUUCCAAUCACUUAUGGGGAACAUAUAAAAGACGGUACCUGUUAUUGUGCCGUUAUUCUUCAUACUCCUCUAGGAUUACCCCAUUUAGGUCAUGUGAAUGCAGUUGCUACUCAUCCAGAUCAUCAACGUCAUGGUUAUGCUGCAGAUUGUUUAUUGACCGCUUUAACGAAACAAAACAACAAGAAAAUUUAUUUAGAAGUAUAUGAUGACCUUCAUCAUGCUCAACGCAUGUAUAAACGCAUUGGAUUUAAAUAUGAAGGAUUACUUCGAUCGUCCACAUUUACUAUUAAUUAA
This is a messenger RNA of Cokeromyces recurvatus, 819 nucleotides long. RefSeq lists its product as uncharacterized. NCBI's taxonomy places the organism in Eukaryota, Fungi, Mucoromycota, Mucoromycetes, Mucorales, Mucoraceae. Bases 1 to 819 code for a protein of 272 amino acids. The record is from RefSeq and is a predicted model, not a curated record. The transcript has a single exon. Gene Ontology annotation, molecular function: acyltransferase activity, transferring groups other than amino-acyl groups.